Bacidia gigantensis is the source of this 3045-nucleotide messenger RNA. RefSeq lists its product as uncharacterized. The transcript is spliced from 5 exons. The record is from RefSeq and is a predicted model, not a curated record. Bases 1 to 3045 code for a protein of 1014 amino acids. Gene Ontology annotation, molecular function: iron ion binding; transmembrane transporter activity; monooxygenase activity. Gene Ontology annotation, biological process: transmembrane transport. Lineage: Eukaryota; Fungi; Ascomycota; Lecanoromycetes; Lecanorales; Ramalinaceae.
AUGGAAACAAACAAAUCGAAGCAAGCAUUUUCAGAGCAUGACAUUGACUCACAAGAUAAACACAACGGCGAGGGAGGCAACCAGCCCAGCUUUCUCGGCCAUCAUGAUAGCGGCCUUGUACCUCAACCAGAUGUGCCGUGGUGGAGAAUCUCAGUCUCCUUGGCUGUUCUCUUCCUGAACUACUUUCUCGCUCAGUACGACAAAUUCAUCCUCUCAUACUUCCAAGAUGACGUGAUCAAAUCUGUACACCUCACCCAAGCAUCUUACGGCAUCCUAUCGGGAUAUGCAACCGGCAUUGUCUAUGCCCUUUUGGCGCUUCCAGCUGCUUAUGUUGCAGACUACACCGGAGCCCGAGUCUGGGUCCUCACUGUUGCCGCUCUAUGGUGGAGUCUGUGCGCUAUCUUCCAGGGCCUCAGCCACAACUUUUGGCAAAUACUACUUGCCCGCAUUGGCAUGGGGAUUGGUCAAGCGCCCGUCGAAGCACUUAGCGUGAGCUUGAUCAGCGACCUCAUGGGCAAAAGAUACGUGUUCUUUGGCGAAAGCGUUCUCUACGUCGGAGUCUACAUCGGUGAAGCGGUGUCCGGACAGAUUGCCACGGCUUUCACCAAAUCCAAUACACCCUGGAAUACUGCCCUCAUUGCUAUCGGUAUUGUGGGGGUAGUGGUUGCAAUUUUCGUGCGGCUCCUCGUACGUGAGCCUCAACGGCAAACGUCCCUAGUGCAAUCCAGAUAUCCUCAGACAAUUGGCGAGCACGGCGAGAACUACGGUACGAAGAAUAAACUCCGGCUUGCACGAACGGAUGUACGAGCAACGUUCGCAUACCUGCUUCGCAUGCGGUCUUUUUGGCUCCUGACCCUGUCGGCCUCUUUUAGACAGCUUUCUGGAAAUGUCUUUGGAUACUACAUGCCUACAUAUCUAUCAACGCUCUAUUCAUCACAUAUUAAUCUUCUCUCACGCUACGGCAUCAUUGUUGGCGUAGUCGGCUCCAUAGCAGUUCUUCUUGGAGGACUUUUGACUUCGACAUUCUGGCGUCAGACAAAGGUCUUGCCACUGUACUUGACAGCAGUUGGCGGCAUGAUCUCUUCUAUUUUCGUCCUACUGAUGCUCUUCUCGCGCAAAGCGUCCGACAACAGCGAAAAUCAAGGCAUCAAAGUAUUGUACGGUACGAUGAGCGUGGCAUAUCUCACUGCCGAACUAUGGCUUGGAGCUAUCAAUAGUCUCAUUGCACUGUUGCUACCACCUCACUACAAAACCUUCGGCUUAUCGAUAUGGGCGGCGACCCAGGUACUUAUCUACUCCGCCGGACCAGAGAUCAUUGGACUCGCAAUCCGGAAGGUAGAGAGCGGGAGCUCAGAAUAUCUCAUCAAUACAAGAGUUGCACUCGCUGUGAUAAUCCCUACAGGCUACUGGCUCGCGGGAAUUGGCUUUCUACUUGCGAUACCACUCGUCAAACAAGACUUGGCGGGUGCAUUCGUAGAAGGCAAAUUGACAAUACAACGACGGAUGGCGUUUAUCGCUUUCGCUGUCGUUCUUGCAAUCAUGGUCAUUGUAUUCACGACACUUAAUGCCAUGAAGACGAAAUUCAAUGAAGCAAAUAAUUAUCAAUUUGUGUUCACUGGCCUUGUACUUACUGUCCUCUACGGCAUUUGCAAGGGGGCUUAUAACCUCUGGCUUCACCCACUUUCGCGAUACCCAGGGCCCUUCUUCGCUCGAGCUACGAAGAUCCCGGUAGCAGUGAAGUCCUGGAACGGGAACUUGUCUCACUGGCUCAAAGCAUUGCACGGCUACUAUGACAGUGAAAUAGUCCGCUUCUCCCCCGAUGAAGUCUCGAUUAUCUCCGCGUCAGCAUGGAAAGAGAUUCACGGGCCACGUCUCGGACUACCAAAGUUCGAAAAAGACAUGGUGAUUUUUGCGAGCGUCGAUAACAUUGUCACAGCCCCUGGCGUAGAGCAUAGUCGCAUUCGACGAUUGCUCAGCCAUGCAUUCUCGGACAAAGCUCUGCGAGAGCAAGAGUCCCUCAUUAUGACCCACGUAAACCGGCUUCUCGACGGCCUCAAGCGCCAAAACCAAUCCAUCGAGACUACAAAUCUGUGCGACUGGUUCAUGUGGUUUACAUUUGACGUCGUCGGCGACCUUUCUUUCGGCGAAUCCUUCGGCUGCCUCAGUCGAGGCAACUAUCACCACUGGGUCAACUGCCUCAUGAACAAUCUCAAAUCCGUUGUGUUCAUCAGUGUGACGUACCGUUUCCCACCUCUGCAGAAGCUACUCUAUCUCUACGUCCCAAAGCAGGUCAUCCAAGACCGCCUCGAACACGAACGCCUCUCCAUCGAGAAAAUCGAUCGCCGCCUCAAUGCCGAGUCCGCCCGACCAGACUUCCUUUCCUACCUCUCCAAACACGCAGAGGACAGAGAAAAAGGCGGUCUCACAAGGAAAGAGAUCUACGACAACUCCACCGCCUUCAUCUCUGCAGGUGCGGAAACUACAGCUGCCGCCUUAGCCGCUGCUCUCUGGUUCCUCGAUCAAAACCCGUCCUGUCUCGAAAACGUCAGGGAAGAAAUCCAUGAGAACGUGGAUACGAUCGAUGAGCUCACUAUCGCAAAGACUGCAGAGCUGAAAUACUUCAACGCUGUCAUUGACGAGACGCUGCGUCUCUACCCGCCCGCGAUCGCGGGACAAGCCAGAGUCGUGCCUAAAGGUGGCGCGGUGGUGAGCGGGAAUUUCAUCCCUGAGAAUACCGGUGUUAUCAUCAAUCAGUAUGCUGCGAAUCACUCUACCAGAAAUUUCAGGGAGCCAGAGGAGUUCGUACCUGAGAGGUGGCUCGGCCUGGAUGAGAGGUUUGAAGGUGAUAGGAGGGAGGCUAGUCAGGCGUUUUCUAUCGGCGCGCGGAAUUGUUUGGGGAAGAAGGAAGGAUGUUCUGUUGGUGAAGACGAAACACAGGAUGAAGGUAUCAUGACCAAGGUUGUGGAGAAUCACAAAGAGAUUGAUGGAGUUAUAGGAUACCACUCUGGCGAAUCUUUCCCAUUUCAACACGUCGAGGCGAUAUAG